GCGCGGAUAUCAGCAACUUGGAAAGAAAGGAAACAGAAGCAAAUCUGCAAUCAUCGGCUCUCUAUUUGGACUUUGAAGUUUUUGGAAGAUUGUGAUAAAUUUAAUACAUUUUAUUUUUUGUAUUUAUCAUUUUAUUUAUUCAUUACAACAUGUUUGAGGCAAGAUUAGUGCAAGGUUCUUUGUGGAAGAAAAUAAUAGAUGCCAUCAAAGAUUUGCUGAACGAAGCAAAAUGGGACUGCAAUGCAAGUGGAAUCACUUUACAGGCUAUGGAUAGUUCUCAUGUCAGUUUGGUAUCGUUGAAUAUGCGGAGUGAAGGAUUUGAUACAUACAGAUGUGACCGAAAUUUAUCUAUGGGGAUAAAUUUAGGAAGCAUGGCAAAGAUUAUCAGGUGUGCUGGAAAUGAUGAUGUUAUCACUUUGAAAACAGGAGAUGAUGCUGAUACAGUAACAUUUGUCUUCGAGUCUCCAAACAAUGAGAAAGUAUCCGACUAUGAAAUUAGACUCUUGGACAUUGAUGCAGAGCAUUUAGGAAUUCCUGAAACUGAAUAUAGUUGUGUUGUGAAAAUGCCCUCUGGAGAGUUUGCAAGAAUAUGCAGAGAUUUAAGUCAGAUUGGAGAAUCUGUUGUCAUUUGUUGUACAAAAGAAGGGGUAAAAUUUUCUGCAAGUGGUGACUUGGGAACAGGCAAUAUUAAGCUCGCGCAAAACUGCAGCUCUGAUAAGGAAGAAGAGGCGGUAAUUAUUGAAAUGACACAAGCAGUGACCUUGACAUUUGCUCUUCGCUACCUCAACUAUUUCUCCAAAGCUUCUCCACUCUCGCAGCAGGUCACUCUCUCCAUGUCUGCUGAUGUACCUUUAGUUGUUGAAUACAAAGUUGCUGAUAUGGGAUAUCUGCGCUACUAUUUGGCUCCAAAGAUGGAAGAUGCUGAUGAUUGAACAUACAAUAUAGUGCCAUAGACUGUGAUUAAUUCCUCCUAGCGGCUAUUUGUGUAGCCUUCUUACAUUGAAAGUUUUCCCAUCUUAAUAACCUUCAAAGUUGAAAAUGUGACCUGCAUGUUAGCGGUAAAACUGUCCGAAGUGUAUUGAACCGGCUGUAAAAUGUUGACAAAUUUAUUUAAUCAUUGUUAAAAUUUAACAUUUUUGCAGCUUCUAAGAAACUUGACUAGUGCUAUUUCAUUAUUGUUUCAUCAGUUAUCAUAUUUUACACUGGUGUCUGUUACUGAUGCAUGUAUAGAUGUAAAUGAAGUAUAAAUGAAAUAAUUUGGA
Molecule: messenger RNA, 1262 nt
Organism: Ruditapes philippinarum (Manila clam)
Lineage: Eukaryota; Metazoa; Mollusca; Bivalvia; Venerida; Veneridae
Product: proliferating cell nuclear antigen-like
Exons: 6
Coding region: 150-932 (260 amino acids)
Biological process (GO): regulation of DNA replication; leading strand elongation; mismatch repair
Cellular component (GO): PCNA complex
Molecular function (GO): DNA polymerase processivity factor activity; DNA binding
Source: RefSeq, a predicted model, not a curated record